This is a messenger RNA of Neodiprion virginianus, 1964 nucleotides long. RefSeq lists its product as uncharacterized. Gene Ontology annotation, cellular component: extracellular region. The transcript is spliced from 6 exons. Gene Ontology annotation, molecular function: growth factor activity; Toll binding. The coding region runs from base 259 to 1296 and encodes 345 amino acids. Gene Ontology annotation, biological process: innate immune response; central nervous system formation; regulation of Toll signaling pathway. The record is from RefSeq and is a predicted model, not a curated record. Lineage: Eukaryota; Metazoa; Arthropoda; Insecta; Hymenoptera; Diprionidae.
UCUCUCUCUCUCUCUCUUCAUUUUCGUUCUGCUAAAUUUGAUCUAUUUAGAAAUAUCGCAAAGUGUAUCUGCAGCAGUUUAACCAUAUUUAUUACACUAAAUCGGAAAGGGAAUUGAGCCGGAGCUUGUGCGAUAAACUGGAUCAAGAAUUUAUUAUCCUCUACGUUACUACGAUAUAUUGAAAAAAACAAGGAGAUUUUUUUUAUAUUACGACAGUGAAAUAUUUACGAGAUCGAUAAACGAGUCGAGUAUCGCGUCAUGUCGCUAAGUUUUAACAAGAACGAAAAUCCACCAACCACCUGUUCGCUUCUCUUGCGGAUUGUUAUCCUCGCAUUGGUUGUCCAGUUUGCGAAUUCCGUCCGAAACGAGUAUCGUUGGGGGCUCGGAUUCCGGGGAUUUCAAUCCAAAAAGAAUUUUGAUUCCACCGUCUUGUUGAAUGACGAAAGAAAAAAUCCCGAUCUUUAUCUCUACAAAAGUCCGAUCCAGUUGACAGUUAAUUACGGCGUGAUUAACGAACACGGGGUUAAAAAUCGCGACGCAUUUGACGCGGAGAAUCGGGAACCAUCAUUCAGUUAUGAUAAUCAUCUUUCAAUCCCAAAAGAAAGCGAAGUUGAUGCAUUGACAAGCAACGAUUAUAGCAAAAAAAAGUUGACUCCCAAGCAAUGGAUCGACGCUGCUUUCAAGUCUAGGAAUGAUUUGGACUAUAACAACGCUCGCUUCGAAGGAACGAUUAACUCCAGACAGGGAGAGACAGUUGAUGACGCCGUGGCUCGGAAGAACGAGAAUAUGACGCAGGAAGAAAUGUUCAAGCCAAAAGUGCCCGCCGAAUGCGAGGGGAAAACUGUUUGCAGUAAAACGGAAUAUUAUCCAAUGGAAAUCGUUGAGCAGUUGGUUCGAAAGCUGAAGGAAGACAACGUGAUAAUGUUGCCUCCGUCGAACCCGAUCAAUGUAGGCUCAAGAAGCAGCGCUACCGAGGAUAUUCAAAAUUUGUGCAGAACGACGACAAGCCUCCAAGAGGAUAAAGCUAUUGCUGUAAACGGAACUUGGUACUACGUAUUGCAGACACCGGAAUACGUUCAGAUGAUUGAACACAUUGUUUGCGACAACAGUACUGAGUCACAUUGCGAAAAUGUGAGUGGAAUCACCGACGGUCUAAACGCGAAAAACGCGUCGGUUUGCAAACAGCAUUAUAUCGAACGAUACAUUUACACGUUGGAUAAGGUGAACGGAAAGCCUGCACUUGUCUUCAGACCUUUACAAAUCCCUUCGGGAUGCUGCUGCCAUUACAGAAACUGAUUUCUUCCUCUAUCUUUAUCUCUACCCACGACUUUUUUCAUACGUCUGUCCGAUUAAUCGCUACAAUUUAUUCAAGGCAGCGUCCUGAUGAGAAAACUUUGAAAACCGAUCCUGAGUUGUAGUAAAUUAUUAAUUAUUAUCAUUAUUGUACGUGAUUUUGCGUUACAUUGUAUUUUCCUCAGAUUUUUUCCCAUUCAUUAAUUGCCUUUGAGAUUUUUCUGUAAGCGUAUAAUUAUAUGUAUACAUAUGUACAUUCGUUUUACCAAGGCAGUAUUAAUUUCGGUCCAGUCACUAUUAUUAUUAUUAUUAUUGGUCAAGUUUUGUCGACUUAACGAGCUUGCGAAUAAUUGUUGCGAUUUUUUUUCAAACUCACCAUAUUUCGUUAGUUUCUUAUUACAACGAAUAAACGAAGUGUCGGAAGUAGAGAAAGGGACGAAAAGAACGAUUGAAAUCGUAAAUUGAUUUUAAUUAAAUCGGCUGUGACAUAAAAUUUUCGGAUGUUUUCUUCAAACGAUUUCAAAACGUCCGUCAAUUAUUCUAAUUGUAAAUAAUUUAUUUAAUAUUCUUGAAAAAGAAAAAAAAAAAAAACGAUUAUAAAUUGUUUUACAUUUUUCACGCACACUAUAUUUGUAUAUUUUAUUUAUAUGCCUGUAAAAAUGAUCACUCGC